GUUGUAGCAUUUUUGACAUUUCCGAGUUUCCUAGUUCCGACUUGUAGUUGAACGCGGCUCAAGUGGGGUUCUGGGAUUUCAAUUGGAGAAGCAAUCUCUGCCUAUCUUCAUACUGUACUGUCUUUGACGUAAUUUGUAUCAGUUUGGAUAUGCGGAAAGUUGGAACGUCGAGUUUCAUUUGGUCAAGAGCGGUUGACUUGAAAUUGACCCACAAAAGUAGCUAGCAAGAUUCGAUAAGUAGACACAUAUGAAGAGCGGUCUGUGAGGACUGACAAUAGUGGAAGCGAAUGAAAACAUGUAACGUUAGCUAGCUAUAUAUGUCUUAAUGUCUUCUAUCGAAUUAAUACAAUUUACAGCGAUAAGCUAGGUAACGUUAGCCUGCUGUUGCUAGCUUGAAGUUGAAGAAGUGGAGAGGAGACGAACGCUUAGCACUAUAUAUAGAUAUUUUUAAAGUUAUAUUUUAGAAAAGUUCAUAUUACUCCACUGGAAAGUUUUGCUUAUGAGGACUCCGAUUCGGCGUCGCGUGGAGCAGUGAGGACCGAACCACCACAGUGAUGUCAGCUGAUGCGCUCAACCCCACCUCUCUCAACCCCUCAGUGAUGUCAGCUGAUGUGCUCAAACCUACCUCUCCCAACCCCUCAGUGAUGUCAGCUGAUGCGCUCAACCCUACCUCUCCCAACCCCUCAGUGAUGUCAACUGAUACGCUCAACCCUACCUCUCCCAACCCCUCAGUGAUGUCAACUGAUACGCUCAACCCUACAUCUCCCAACCCCUCUGUCUCGUCCAUCUCUCUGGUUGAGAUCAAGGCAGAUACUCGUCUGGUGCUGAAAGCUUUCCUCCGCAGCGCACUCUCUAAUCCUUCAACCGAGUGGCUUGGGACGGUGGGGGGAAGCUACAAAGACCACAACAAGUACAGUGCAAAGGAGUCUAGGAAGCGGCCGGACAAUGGCUGGGACUCUCUGGAUGAAGCAAUCAGCUCAGUGGAGGAGAAGAAACACGGCUUGAAGGACCUCAUUAAAAGACGACUGCAGCCACGGCCCUCCACCCUGCCCCUCCGUCGCUCAGCUAAAGACAGCGGUGCAGACCAGACACAAAAUGGUGGCUCUUUGGAGAAGGACGGAAGACCAAACCGAACCAACCCAGGCCUGCCAGGCUUCUUCAGAGACCAACUCGAGGAAGAUGUUAGGUUCCCCUCCUCCAUGUCAGAUGAAGAAGGGAACGAUCCGAAACAGCAGAAAAAGGCAAAGAAGUUGAAGAGCCAGAUCUCCUCUUUCUUCAGCAUAAAAAAGAAGCCAGAAAAGGAUAAAGACAAGGAUGAGACGCGUCUUCAGAGGCCAUCCACACUGACCAUCGGCGUAGGGCCAGUACCCGUGGCGCCAGUCAUCUCUCCCACACACCCUCCUGAGUUCUAUGAGGAGGUGGCUGAGACUCUGGACAGGAUUGCUCAGCGGUCUCACAGUAUGAAGAGACCCCAAAAGCCCAGCCCACGACCCAGCCCUGCUACCACCCCGGUCAAACCUCCCCCUGAACCCGAUAAAGAAGAAAUGGUGCGCCAGCUGGUCCAGGUACUGUCUAUGGAAGGGGAUGCCAUCAACUACAAGAUCCAGUCAGACCCCUUCCUGCGCUCCACGCUGAACCGUCUCUCAUACCCGUCCUUCGCUAAGCUUCUGGACACCUUCGCCAGCCAGGAACAGGCCACGCCCUCACCUCUGCCGCCUCCUGCCAGCAGCCCCACGCUGAGACGAGUGGCCGUCACCAUGGAGGUGUCGCGGCGUGUCGUCACAGCGACAGGGAUGCAGCGCAUGCAGGGCUACGCAGAACGCUAUAUGGAGAACUUUGCCCCCCUGGGUGAAGAGCCAUGGAGGAUGGGAAAGUAUUGUCCAGUUGGAAGAGAUUUUGGAGUGCGACUGACAACCCUCCACCAUCAAGGCAGCUCGGAAAUCCUCACUACUUCCUUUUAACGGUGAACUCUAAUCUAUGACUAAGGCCUGGAGUUGUUUCCUAUCAGGUCGGGUACAACUCAAGGCCCUUCCUGACCUCAGUUCUCCUGUGGUGAGAGACGGAGAAGGAGUUAGCUUUUUAUAACUCUACGACACGUGAAUUAUGUCACUUGUAUUUGUCUGAGAAUCAUGUGUACUUGUACAAUUUUUUUAAAUAUUUUUUUUAUCAACCUUUUUCUAUAAACAUGUUUUACAAAAA
Messenger RNA from Oncorhynchus gorbuscha (pink salmon), 2199 nucleotides. It is a transcript of the gene bcl2l12, whose product is annotated as BCL2 like 12. The record is from RefSeq and is a predicted model, not a curated record. NCBI's taxonomy places the organism in Eukaryota, Metazoa, Chordata, Actinopteri, Salmoniformes, Salmonidae. The transcript has 8 exons. The coding region runs from base 555 to 1961 and encodes 468 amino acids.